This is a messenger RNA of Drosophila hydei, 1766 nucleotides long. RefSeq names its product synaptic vesicle glycoprotein 2B-like. Bases 112 to 1593 code for a protein of 493 amino acids. Gene Ontology annotation, molecular function: transmembrane transporter activity. The record is from RefSeq and is a predicted model, not a curated record. Gene Ontology annotation, biological process: transmembrane transport. Lineage: Eukaryota; Metazoa; Arthropoda; Insecta; Diptera; Drosophilidae. The transcript has 9 exons. Gene Ontology annotation, cellular component: membrane.
UCAUUGUCACACUCCCUUUUCAGCUCAAGGCAAUUGACACAUUACACAUUUUUAGUAGGUAUUAUUUAAUUUGUGUUCGUAUAUAUAUUUUUUUACUUUUUUAACACUAUUAUGGGUGAAUAUAAUAUUGAUGAUGCGUUAAAAGUGAUUGGGUUUGGGCGGAUGCAUUUUAUUAUAUUUAUCUGUUGUGUCACGCAGCAGAUGUUUAUAAGCAACGAACAGUUCGGAAUCUCGCUAGUGAUUGUUGCGGCUAGCUGUGAUUACUAUGUGAGUGAGCACCGCAUGUCUUGGCUAAUGUUCUCCACAUUUGCGGCCCAAGUGUCCACGAGUCAUUUUAUGGGCUACCAGGCGGAUAAGAUUGGCCGUCGCAAGCUCCUGCUCAUCGCCUCAGUAUUGUGCAUAUUUUCGUCAUUCAUGUCUUCUCUGAUGCCAGAUUUUUGGUCAUUUUUGGCGUUUCGCUUCUUAGUGGGUGUCUUUGUGCCAGGUCCCGGGAUGGCAUUGUUAACGUACUUGAGUGAGUUCACCAAGGUCGAGUUGCGUCCCAAGGUUAUCAACUUUUUAUACUACGCCAUAGGUUUCAGCUUAAUCUAUAUGGCAGCCGUUGCCAUGUAUGUGCUACCGUUGGAUCUACGUUUAAGAGUUCACAAAGACUAUGCUAUUACCAGUUGGCGUAUUCUUAUGUGGGCCCAAUUGGUGCCUGGCAUUAUUUCGUGCUUCAUGUUGUGGGGUAUGCCUGAAAGUCCCAAGUACUAUCUAUCUGUCGGCAAGUCGAACGAAGCGUAUGCUGUUUUGGAGAGAUGCUGUCGCUACAACAAGGGCAAGGAUGUGACGCUAAAAAGCCUUGGAAUUGACUCCCUAAAAAAACCAGAAUCACAGGUUGACCCCUCGCUAGCUCAGAAGAGGGCAUGUACACGCAUCUGGUACGAAACAAAGCCGAUAUUCCAACGCCCACUUUUGACCAAAAUGUUACUCAUUAUGUUUAGUAUGUUUCUGUUAUUUGGCACGGGGUUUGGCCUAACGGUUUGGAUACCUCGUGUUCUCAAAAUGAGUAAUGAUCUCCAUAAAGACCUAAUCCUCUGUGAUAUGAUAGAAAUGUCAAAUGCUUUAAACAUCAGCCUUACCGAUACAAGGUGUCAUUUAAGCAUGAGAACUAUGCUGGCCUCUGUUUAUCUCGGCGCUUGCACUUUAGUUUUCUCAGUAAUGAUAACCUUGUUAUUGUUUUGGGUCCAUCUUAAGACUAUUCUCUUGAUGUUCGCUGUGCUUAGCAUUAUGGGUGGUACCGUAUUGAACUUUGUCAAAUUACACGAACUAGUCGUCGUAUGCUGUAUCCUCUUGACGAUACCUCCCUUGUGUUGUGUAAGGUUGGCUUUGUCGAUACUCAUCGAUUUAACACCUACACAUUUGAGGAGCAAGGCGGUGUCAUUGGCCACGAUGUUUGGGCGCAUUGGUGUUCUGUUCACCAGUAUGUAUGUGGGAUAUACCUUGGACUUGAACUGUUUCUUUACCUUCAAUUUGUUUGUUUUGUUAAUGUUUGCUUUCUUUAUGGCUGUUCUAUUUCUGCCUUACGACACAAGGAGUGGCUCAAUAUCAUAGCAAUGGUAGCUUAACGUGCUUCAAUCAUUGUUAUAUCUUUGGGAUACUUUUUACUUUUUAACCAGAAAUAGUAUUAAUGACAAGUAAAACGUUUCGACAAGCGAUGGGGAAGUAAAUUGCAGUGAAGAUGGGCAGAGAGCUCAAAAUUGACCGUGGAUCGCCUAAUCGAAAGU